Messenger RNA from Periophthalmus magnuspinnatus, 1789 nucleotides. RefSeq names its product legumain (gene lgmn). Gene Ontology annotation, molecular function: cysteine-type endopeptidase activity. The record is from RefSeq and is a predicted model, not a curated record. The coding region runs from base 127 to 1437 and encodes 436 amino acids. NCBI's taxonomy places the organism in Eukaryota, Metazoa, Chordata, Actinopteri, Gobiiformes, Gobiidae. The transcript is spliced from 14 exons. Gene Ontology annotation, biological process: vacuolar protein processing.
ACCGAAGCAUUCCAACGACCGUUGUCCCGUCGGAUAUAAAUUUCCAAGUGAGAAUGUUUUCGUAGCUUUCCCUCAAAAUCUGCCGCAACAACUCUUCAUAAACAGGACAUCCAAAAGGAAGAGGAGAUGUUUAAAUCGGUGUUGUGCGCCCUGCUCGGUCUGGGGCUGAUCAGUGCCUUCCCUGCCCCGGAGGAAGAGGAGGCAGACGGGGGUAAACACUGGGUGGUGAUCGUAGCAGGGUCCAACGGCUGGUACAACUACAGACAUCAGGCUGAUGCGUGCCAUGCCUAUCAGAUAGUCCACAAGAAUGGUAUCCCCGAUGAAAACAUUAUAGUUAUGAUGUAUGAUGACUUGGCACAAAAUGAAGCUAACCCCACACCAGGAGAAAUCAUCAACAGGCCCAAUGGCACAGAUGUCUAUAAAGGAGUGCCCAAAGACUACACUGGAGAGGAUGUGACUCCUAAGAACUUCCUGGCCGUGUUAAAGGGUGACUCUGCAAGUGUGAAAGGAGGAUCUGGAAAAGUGCUGAAGAGUGGCCCCAAAGACCAUGUGUUUGUUUACUUCACUGAUCAUGGCGCUCCUGGCAUCCUGGCUUUUCCCAGUGACGACCUUGCAGUAGAUGACCUCCAAGCAGCCAUCAAGUACAUGCAUGAGAACAAGAUGUACAAACGGAUGGUGUUUUACAUUGAAGCCUGUGAGUCUGGAUCAAUGAUGACUCUACUACCCGAGGAUAUCGAUGUGUUUGCCACCACUGCAGCCAAUGACCACGAGUCGUCCUACGCCUGUUACUAUGACGAGAAAAGGGACACGUACCUGGGUGACUGGUACAGCGUCAACUGGAUGGAGGACUCUGACGCAGAAGACUUGACUAAAGAGACAUUGCAGAGGCAGUUCAAAGUUGUGAAGAAACACACAAAUACCAGUCAUGUCCAGGAGUUCGGCAACAUGACUAUGUCCCACAUGAAGGUGAUCCAGUUUCAGGGUGGUCCCAAAGCUGCAUCUCGACCUGCCCCCCUUCCUCGGGCCCCCAUCUCCAACCGCGACCUCACCCCGAGUCCAGACGUCCCACUGGCCAUCCUGAAGAGGAAGAUGAUGGCUUCAAAUGACAUUAGGGAGACACGGGGGCUUCUCAUGGAGAUAAACAUACAUCUCAAGAUCAGGCAGAUUUUGGCAGACAACAUGUUCCAGAUUGCUCACACUGUGACGGGAGACAAACUCAAAGCUGAAGAGAUCAUCAACAGCAGAACUCCUCUGACCCAACAUCAGUGCUACAAGAAAGCACUUUACCACUACAGGGACAACUGCUUCAACUGGCACAAGACUCAGUAUGAAUACGCUCUGAGACACCUGUACGCUCUGGUGAACAUGUGUGAGAGGGGGUUCUCUGCUGAAAGCAUCCUGCAGGCUAUGAACUCUGUGUGCCUCCAGCAAUUCUAAAAGCAUCUGCCUGUCCUUCAUCAGGGAAAGAUAGGACAACAUUUUGCACUGCUGAACUACCAAUCGAAACAAGUGUCGUCAUGAGUGCACUCUUUUAUUUGUUGACGUUUGAAUUGAUUUUACUUUAUUUUUUUAACUGGUUUUAUGACGAGCUGCACUUUCACUGUGAAUGAUAUGGGUAAUUUUUAUAUUUUCUAAUUAUGUUUUUAGAUUGCUGACAUAUUAUUGCUCAAAGCUUUAUGGCCUGGUGUGACUGUUGAUGUUAUGAAGGAGGAAGGAGGAAAUACAAACUGAAUGUUAUCUCAACUUCAGAGGACUUGUCAGAGGGAUCAUGAAUAAAAUUUGACAAGCU